GAGCUUGGUCCAGAUCUCGAACAUUAUCCAUUAGUUACGUCGGGGAUACAAAUGUAUCAAAUGAGCACCGAGGUUCAACUACACAGGUCCCAGAAGAGCUGAUGCUUGAUUAUACUGAAAUUACAUCCAUACCUCCUUUACCUCUUUGGGUGCUGUUGAAUGCUGAUAAUGAAUUACCAGGACAAGGCAUGAAUAUUCUAGAAAAAAGUAAAGAUUACAAUGAACUUUUCGAAAUGAACAAAUCGGAAGAUAAUUUAGAUGAUCUUCUUGAAAACGAGGACGAUCAAUGCAAAUUCGAGAGAAAAUUGUCCAUGCCAGAGAAACUGAGUAUAGCACAUUUUGGUUCACGUCAGGGCCAACUAUUGUCGCGCCUUCUCACCCACACUCAUUUGCCUGGCUUGUCGUCGUUAGAUCAAAUGCAUUUGUUAGCCCUGGCUGAUACUGUAGCAAACUUCAACAGCGAUUUUAACGAGAAAUUCGCCUCCGAUCAUGGAAAAAGCGUAUGCAAAGAUGUUUCUGGCAAUGCAAUGUCAGAAUCAUUGGAUGAUUGCGGUCUACGAUUUUUACUCGCUAUGAAACAUUUUACUUACCUCUUGCGCUGUUUGCCAUUAAAUCAGAGAGCCCAAUUUCAGAAGCAAGGCAUUGGAACAUCAAAUAUAGUAUGGGCUUUUCACUCUGAAAGUGAAGAAGAGCUUUUAAAUCUCAUUCCAUCAUAUUCAAAAGGAGAUUUACGAUGGGCAACACUGAAAGAUCUGGGUGUGGGAUAUUGGUUAAAAAAUAUAAACAGCUUGCGUUGUUGCGUGGAAAAACUAGCUAAAAGCGCAUACCAAUUAAAGCAAGAUCCGUUAGAUGCGGCGAUAUUUUAUUUAGCUAUGAAAAAGAAGUCAAUAGUAUGGGGACUUUUCCGAUCUAAGCGAGAUGAAAAGAUGACCGCUUUUUUUUCAAAUAAUUUCUCCGAAGAUCGAUGGAGAAAAGCAGCGCUUAAGAACGCAUUUGUUCUGCUCGGAAAACAACGCUUUGAACAUGCAGUUGCAUUUUUCCUUCUUGCAAAUUCUUUAAACGAUGCCAUAGAGGUCUGCAUAAAUAAAUUAGAGGAUUUUCAACUCGCUUUAGUAAUAGCAAGACUCUUUGAAGAUGACAUUGAAAUUUCGAAUAAAUCAACUUACCGUAGCUUACUCUCCGAACAUAUUCUCGGACUUCGGGAUGAAAACAGUUCGUUUGAUGUCAGUAAAGCUCACCCAGAUCCUUUCCUUCGAUCAAUAACUUACUGGAUCUUAAAGAGGUAUCAAGAAAGCUUGCAUACAUUAUUACUAAACGGCGUUGGCAUGAACCAUACUGCUUUCAAAGAAGAAGAUAUGUUAAAACCAGAAAACUCCUCAACAAAUCCUAAUGUUUUCAACUUCUACAUAUAUUUACGUACACAUCCUUUACUAGUACGACAGAGCUUAGCUUUAUCUGCACAGGAGAAGAAAUGUGCAAACGUUGUGCUGUCGGGAUUUAGCUAUUCUGGAGAGAGUCAAAUAUCAAAAUCAAAUGAUAAACAACUGCAACUUGAAGACUCAAUAACACCCAUUGAAAGACAACUUUAUUUUACAACUGCGCAUGCACACUUUAAAGCAGGAUGUCCAGCUUUAGCCUUGGAAGUUUUGAAUAAGUUGCCAAUGAAAAUUAUGGACGCAAACAGUAUUUUUGAAGAAGCUUCCGCCCCUAUUCAAAAAGUAGAUCAAAUAACUUCUGGUAUAAUUGACUGGGGGGAACCAGUGGUUGAUUCAGCUGCAAAUUUUGAUUGGGGUGCUCCGGUUUCAUCUGUGAACGAAGAACCAUUCGAAAUAAAAUGGGAUGAUUGUGGCGUACAAGAAGAUGGCGGAAGUACGUCACAAACUAAAACCGAAACAGUUACUCGAGAUACAGCGGAAAAAGUUCCGAUAGAAACUGCAAAAGAUGUAAAAAUAGAUAUUAUGGCACAGCAACUAAAAUUUGUAGCAUGUUUAAAAAUUUUGAUGGAGGAAUUGUCGACUUUAGCAACUGGUUUCGAAGUUGAUGGCGGCCAGUUGCGAUAUCAACUAUACAUCUGGCUAGAAAAGGAAGUAGACGCAUUAAAACAACUUUGCAAUUACUGCAAUUACGAUGUCGUUAAUUUGGAGACUUCUGCACAAAUAUCAGACCCUACACUUAAUGAAAGUAAUCCAAAUUCCACAUCCAUUGUGCUAUCGGAAAAACCCACUCUUCAUGAAAUCUUAAUGCAAGAGAAAUAUGAUUUUGAAGCAAAAGUUUUCAGAGCUGCAAAAAGAAAACGUUGGCUCAAAGCUAACGAGACGCUCUUGAGGACUUUGUUGAGUUACUGUUCACUUCAUGGAGCCAGUGGGGGCGGUCUUGCCUCGGUGAGGAUGGAAUUGGUUCUUCUAUUGCAAGAACUGCAACAAGAAAAGACUCAACAACAGCUUGUAAGUCCCCUUCCGUUUCCAACAACUUUGCCGUUAUUAAGCGCUUGUGUGGCCGGAAAUAAAACUGUCAGUGCGGAUCCCAUUAAGUAUUUGCAGUCGCAAACAGUUGAUAUGCUUCAGACCAUUAUAAAAAUCGCACCAUUACCCGGUGUGACAUCAAACUCCUUUUGUGAAAUCUUUAUUCUUCGCGAUUUAUCGAUUGCACUAUCUUCAUGUAUUUACCAAUCAUUAUGUGAUUCGGAAAGUUUCGUUGUUCAUCACAAUACAACAUUGAAUGGAUUUCAAAGUCCGGGAAUAGAAAAUAUCGCCAAACUUAAUUCUCUGUUCGAAUGUUCUCAUUUAAUUGGUAAUACGAAUGUUUACUGUAAGAGGAGAAAAUUCUCGUCUGAUGAACCAACAGUAAUUUGUACUUCGCCGGCGAAAUGGCCUGGCGUUACGAACCUAAGAGCAUUGUUAGCACGAGAGAAAGAUGAAGACAUUCCAAAAUUAAAUGUAUUGCUACUUGAAUCUUUUGUUGCAACGUAUAUGUCGCUGUUAAUUUAUGCAAUGGCCACUUGUGAUUGCCGUUUGUUGUACAGACUUGUUGGUCAAAAAUUUGCUACCGAAACUUGGUCAACAAUAUUUGGAGGCGGAAUGAAGAAAUUAUUACGAAAAGCAACUUUGCGUAACGAAACUAUGAAUUCAAAUCAAUCACAGAUAAACUCUUCAGCAGAAAGACCAGAUGAUAGCGGGGUCUGGAAUACAGUGACUUCAAUUACGAAACAACGUGUUAAACUUAAUAUGAAACUUCUGGGUACAUUUAGCCAAAAUAAUACAUCAUCAAACAUGAAGGAAGAUAAGCCCACUUAUCGGGAACAGUUCGUGCCACCAGAAAUGUCGAUGCUGUCAUAUUUUCUUCUGAAACCUUCUAAUAAUGAUGAAGACGACUAUGACACUGAUGAUCCUGUUGAAAGUGACAAUGAAAUGGAGGAUGAAGACGAUCCUACUGAACUUAACAAUUCUGCAAAAAUAAAUUACCAACAACCAAAGUGCAAUACCGAACAUUUAAAUCCUUCUUCAUAUUCCUGGAGUAUUUUACGGUUGGCCAUUAUUCAACUUAUUUCCUCCAAAAUUCAGGAUUUUGUAAAUGUUUCUGGUAUAGAAAUUCAAGGUAGCGUAUACGGUUACAUAUGUAUGUAUAUCUUUAUGUUUGUAGGUAUUGAUACAUAUGGGUAAAUUCACGUCAAAUGUCCCAAGCGCGGCGCAAAAC
Molecule: messenger RNA, 3693 nt
Organism: Rhagoletis pomonella (apple maggot)
Lineage: Eukaryota; Metazoa; Arthropoda; Insecta; Diptera; Tephritidae
Product: dmX-like protein 2
Exons: 6
Coding region: 102-3659 (1185 amino acids)
Biological process (GO): vacuolar acidification
Cellular component (GO): RAVE complex
Source: RefSeq, a predicted model, not a curated record